AUGGUGUCCUACUACAAUCACUUUGCUAUGUACCCGAAGAACCAUAGCGCAAUCUGCCGUAUUCUGCAUCAGCGGGAUGGUAUCCGGGAAAACUACCAGCAUCAACCGCCGCAUCCGCAGUUCAUCGGCGACGGAGAGUCCUCCCCCCAGCCCAUGUAUUACCCACAUCCCCACGUAUUUCCACCAGUCCAGUCCGGACUGGAGCGGGCACGAAAAUUUCUCCACGCCGCCCCAACGACGCUGCUUCCCCAUGGGGCAAGUUCCGGAGGUCUGCAUCUGGGACAAACGACACCGGGCGCCAACAACAACAAUAACAACAACGCCGGUGAACACUGUCCCGAUGCCCUGCACAGCAUACCGUCGCCGCCGAUUACCGUUUCCGGUUAG
Aedes aegypti (yellow fever mosquito) is the source of this 387-nucleotide messenger RNA. RefSeq lists its product as uncharacterized. Bases 1 to 387 code for a protein of 128 amino acids. The record is from RefSeq and is a predicted model, not a curated record. The transcript has a single exon. Lineage: Eukaryota; Metazoa; Arthropoda; Insecta; Diptera; Culicidae.